Messenger RNA from Podarcis raffonei (Aeolian wall lizard), 3383 nucleotides. It is a transcript of the gene BARHL1, whose product is annotated as BarH like homeobox 1. The record is from RefSeq and is a predicted model, not a curated record. Gene Ontology annotation, cellular component: nucleus. Gene Ontology annotation, biological process: regulation of transcription by RNA polymerase II. NCBI's taxonomy places the organism in Eukaryota, Metazoa, Chordata, Lepidosauria, Squamata, Lacertidae. Gene Ontology annotation, molecular function: RNA polymerase II transcription regulatory region sequence-specific DNA binding; DNA-binding transcription factor activity, RNA polymerase II-specific. Bases 890 to 1870 code for a protein of 326 amino acids. The transcript is spliced from 7 exons.
CAGGAGAGAGGCAGUGAGGCACGUGAACUUGGGUUCUUGGUUUAAAAAAAAAAGUAGAGGAGGAGGAAGAAGGAGAAGAAGAAUUCCAAACUAAACCCAGCAAGUUGAGAGGUGUGAGCGCUGAUUAAAAAGGGAAGCACUUUCCGCGGGGCGGAGCUGAGCUGUCCUUGGUCCUGAAGCAACGCGGCGUUCCUACUUCGCCUCCAACAUCAGGGACUUUUGCAGGCAAGGCGGCUUCGGAAGGCGACCAUGGGAGGCGGUGGCGCGGCCGCGGUCCCGACCCUCCAGUCUAGGCGCUUUCAAAGGUGCUGAAACGUCCUUCCAACCUGCCGUUUUUGGCGCGUUCGCCUUCUUGAGCAGAGACGGACCUCGAACAGAGAUCGCCUGCGCUGUCCGCGGUCCUGAAACCUCCCUUUCCUUAGGCGCUGGUACGAAAGGAGAGCUCGCUCUUCGUUCUGUAAUCCGUGCCUCUCGCUUGCCUCAUUCACUGCUCUUUAAAAAAAGAAAAUCUUGUUAUGGACUCUUUAAAAGUUCAUUGUUUGGUUAAGUCAUUUCCUAUAAUUUAGGGCUGAUGGAUCUAUGGUUAGCGGUGGCGAUUGCGAAUAGUUCAGAUUAGGGAUCUUUCUCCCUGCAAGCAAAGUUUCACUUUCGCCACCCCUACUCUGGCUCCUGUCUUCCCUUCCCCUCUUUCUCUCCCUUGUCUCCUUCCCCUCAUCUCUGCAGCUAGCUUGACUGCAGGUUUUCAAGAGGGACAGCGCCUUGGAUCGUAAUACGGACCGGCGAUUGUUGCUGCACUAACUUUGGAUCCGAAGUCCCGCAGUUCCAAGGUCGCUCUUCUUCUUCUCGAGCCUAAUCCGGACACCGGCUGGUCAAUGUCACCCUGAAAGGCAUGGAAGGUGCCAACGGAUUUGGGAUCGAUUCCAUCCUGUCCCACCGAGCCGGGAGCCCCGCCGUGCCCAAAGGGGAACCGCUCAUGGGGGAAGGACGCUCCCCCUUGGAACUUAGUCCCCGCUCCGAAAUCAGCAGCGGCUGCCCGUCGCCCCACUCUCCCGGGAGGGAGUGCUUGGAAGCAGUAGCCCAGAGACAAGGCGUGGCAGUGGGGCUGGAGUCUCACCUCCAAGCGGGGCAAAUCUUGGCCCCUUCACAAUCCAGAACAGUGACCUCCUCCUUCUUAAUCAGGGACAUCUUGGCCGAUUGCAAGCCUUUGGCAGCCUGCGCCCCUUACUCCAGCAGCAAUGGACAGAGCGCGCAGGAGGCACCGGUUCGGAUUCCCCCCAAAUCCGGAGAGGACUUCCGGGAGAAGAUGGACAAGAACAACAGCAGCAACUCCUCUUCGGACACAGAAUACAAAGUGAAAGAAGAAGGGGACAGAGAGAUCUCCAGUUCCAGAGAGAGCCCCCCAGUGAGGCUGAAAAAGCCGCGCAAGGCCCGCACAGCCUUCACGGAUCACCAGCUGGCCCAACUGGAGCGGAGUUUCGAGCGGCAGAAAUACUUGAGCGUGCAGGACAGAAUGGAGCUGGCCGCGUCCCUCAACCUCACAGACACCCAAGUAAAGACCUGGUACCAGAACAGAAGGACCAAAUGGAAAAGGCAGACCGCGGUGGGACUGGAGCUGCUGGCCGAAGCCGGGAACUACUCGGCGCUGCAGAGGAUGUUCCCGUCGCCUUAUUUCUACCCGCAGAGUCUGGUGUCCAACCUGGAUCCGGGCGCUGCCCUCUAUCUCUACCGCGGGCCCAGCGCCCCGCCGCCGGCCCUGCAGAGGCCGCUGGUCCCCCGGAUCCUCAUCCACGGACUUCAAGGGGGCAGCGAGCCCCCGCCGCCCUUGCCCCCCCUGGCCGGAGUCCUUCCCCGGGCGGCUCAGCCGCGGUGAGGCGAGGAGGAGGGACCGGGCGCAGCUUCUGGAAGAGACAACGUGGGAACGCCGGGGGCUGAGGGCCACUUGUCCUCAUAAGCAACCUUCUGGGGGACGCAUGGCAGUGAUGGGCAGGGCCAGGGGCCCUCACCUUUGUACCACAGGGGUGCUGCAAACCCCAGAGGUUUCUACGCACAUGUGGACAUCUGUACUCCAGCCAGGAAAAGGGAUAGAGUGAGCUCGUAAAGGGGAAAGAGAUGUCUGUAUCACAAGAGGACUCCUUUUAUGCUAGACCAAGAAUUUUCAAAAAGGCUGGGAAGUCUAUAGCCCUUCAGAUGUUGCAUGACUCCAGCACCCAUCCUGGAGCAACUCUCCUAUGAGGAAAGGCUGCAGUAUUUUUGACUUUUUCAUUGGGAAAAAAGGCAAGUAAGAAGCGACGCAGUAGAAAUUUAUAAAAUUAUGCAUGGAUUGGAGACAGUGGAUGCAUUUCCCCCAUCCUUCUUUCAUAACACUAGAUCCUUGCAGAAAUCCAAUGAAGCUGAAUGUUUGAAGAUUCAGGACAGAUAAAAGAAAGGCCUUCACACAGUAGUGCGUAGUUAAACUAUGGAACUCUCUCCCACAGGAGACAGUUAUAGCCACCACCUAUAAUGUCUUUCAUCAUAGGGAUGCGGGUGGCGCUGUGGUCUGAACCACUGAGGCCUGGGCUUGCAGAUUGGAAGGUUGGUGGAUCAAAUCCCCACGAUGGGGUGAGUCCCUGCUCCUGCCCACCUAGCAGUUCGAAAGCACGUCAAAGUGCAAGUAGAUAAAUAGGUACCGCUCCAGCGGGGAGGUAAACGGUGUUUCCGUGUGCUGCUCUGGUUCGCCAGAAGCGGCUUAGUCAUGCUGGCCUCAUGACCCGGAAGCUGGACGCCGGCUCCCUCGGCCAAUAAAGCAAGAUGAGCGCCGCAACCCCAGAGUCGUUCAUGACUGGACUUAACUGUCAGGAGUCCUUUACCUUUUUUAAAAAUGAUGUCUUUAAAAGAGGACUGGACAAAUUCAUGGAGAUAAAGGCUAUCAGUGGCUAAUAGGCAGACCCAGAUGAAAGCAACUCGAGGUGCCAGGCUAGGAGAUCUUGAGAGGCCCAAACUGAAUAGCAUCUGAUCAUGAGAAACAAAACCUCGUUCUUUAUCAACUCAAUGAAAGUAGAACAUUGCUGAAAUUUUAGCACUGAUUAAGAGAUUGUUUAUAAAUUUAUGGAAUUAAUGAAGAGAUCCACACAGAACCUUCAUAGGGGAAAUUAUAGCAAAGUUACAACAUUGCACUAUAUACAAGGUCAGAACAGUUUCUUUCAAGGUCUUUUGGCUGUAAACUUAAUUAUAUCAUUAAAAUCAGUAAGUCACAGUUUAUCAUUUUAUAUGCAGAGAAUGCUUAGAUCACACAAUCAUUCUUGGGACAUUGUUGAGCGUAGAUCAUUCUGUAUCCUUUUUUAGUCUAUAAAAUGAUGUUUCGCCAGUACAGUUUGUAACCAUUAAACACAGGAACAAUCUGAAAA